Rotaria sp. Silwood2 is the source of this 1392-nucleotide messenger RNA. Lineage: Eukaryota; Metazoa; Rotifera; Eurotatoria; Philodinida; Philodinidae. The record is from the annotation of a GenBank genome assembly.
AUGAUUACUAUGGUAGUUAGUGAUGCUGAUGUUCAUGAAAAUGAAAAUAUUGAAUUAACAUACUGGCUUUACUAUAUGAUGGCCUUUCUCAAUGUUCAACAGUACAAGCAACAAGAACAAGAGGCUGUUUCAACAACAACAUCAACACUCGUUGGUAUGAAUGUAAUGGGCCAAUUGAUUGACAAAGCUAAACGUGCUAUUGUCAUGAGAACAGUUAGUAAUGAAAAACCGCAACAAGAACAAAUACAACAAGAAAAAAUUCAUUAUCAAUCAUCACAAUCAAAUGUAACAAAGUCAAUAUUACCCAUUCGUAUACAAGAACUUGAGGCUAAAAUUGAACCUCGUCCAACAAUCAUUGAUGAAAAAAGUCCAGCUGUUUUAAAAUAUCGAACACCACAUUUUCGAGCAACAGCUACAGUUAAAUUUCCUCCGUUAGAUGAAGGUGAACAUUGGAAAAUUGGCUGGAUUCAAUCGUGUAAACGUAUGGAUUUUUUUAAUUCAUAUGGUGAUUGUGGUUAUUCAAGUUGGGAAUUUCCUCAAUUAAUGUCUGGUCAAAAUCCAAUGAUAUCCGAUUCUGAUGGACGUAAUUAUCCAUUUUAUGGUUCAAAAUCUGAAGUUAUUGAAAUUCAAGGACCAUGUACAGAUUAUACAACACUUAAAGUUAUUAUGAACGAUAAUUUUUAUCCUCAUAUAACAUGGGAUAUUCCAACAAGUAAUGAACGUUUAGCACGAUUAACAAAUGUAAAACGUCAUCAAAGUUUUUAUACAUGGCUUGUUGCAAUGAAUGCUCGAAAUGGCUCAAUACUUGUACUUAAAACAUUAAGUUGGCAAAUGGAUCUUGAAAUAAAUGUUGAUCCAACAAAAGCUCCAGGUUCACGUGCAACACUUGUAUCUGAUCCAAUACCAAUUCAACCUGAAAUCCUUAAACAAAAUAUUCGUAUACCGACUUGUGUCCUUUAUCCACCUAAUGCUAACAGUGCUCAAAUACUUGUUUGGCAUCCAGGUUGUCGUCUUGGUGAAACAAGUAAACGACCUGAAAUAGUUGUACCGCCAAGAUGUAUGCUUGUCUUAUUACAAAAUCCAUUCUAUGCUAAUCAUAUACGACAUAAAACACAUACAUCUAUUCAAAAUAAACUUAAUAGUGGAAGUUCAUCAUCAUCUUCACCGUCUCCCUCAUCUUCACCUUCAUCAUCAUCAUCUUCAUCAGAGAGUAGGAUGAAUGUAUCACAAUCCUUAACAAUAAAACCUUAUUCUCGUCUUAUAUUUCCACAAGCUGCUGGUCCAUCAUUAGCAUCAUCAUGUACUAUAACGCCUGGUAAUCGUUGUUAUAAUGGUAUGAAACAUAUUCUAAAUAAUCAUGCAAAAUUUGCUCAGGGCGUUAUGGUUCGCUAG